This is a messenger RNA of Protopterus annectens (West African lungfish), 1704 nucleotides long. RefSeq names its product extracellular calcium-sensing receptor-like. NCBI's taxonomy places the organism in Eukaryota, Metazoa, Chordata, Ceratodontiformes, Protopteridae. The coding region runs from base 1 to 1704 and encodes 567 amino acids. Gene Ontology annotation, molecular function: G protein-coupled receptor activity. The transcript has 2 exons. Gene Ontology annotation, cellular component: membrane. Gene Ontology annotation, biological process: G protein-coupled receptor signaling pathway. The record is from RefSeq and is a predicted model, not a curated record.
AUGUGUGAUCUACUCAGUAUAGAUGUGUUUUAUGAAAAGAUUGACAUGGAUGCUGUGACAGAGAGAGUAUUUAGGGUGUAUAACAUGCUGGAUGAUCUUUUAUUAUCUGAAGACAUCUCGUUUGAUUUAUAUAGUUACUUGAAAGUAAGUAAUCCACGUAUACCAGUCAUACAAGGCCUUCCUAAGGUCCAUAAAUCUGUGCAGGAACCCCCUAUGAGACCUAUUGUUGCUGGCCAAGGCUGGCUCACUGAACCAAUGUCGAUAUACGUGGAAUAUUUUGUAAGACCAUUGGUUAAUAAUAUUCCACAUAUUUUAAGGGACAGUAAGCAGUUCCUACUUGAGCUAUAUGAAUAUAUGAAAAGUUUGGAUGAUCUGAGUGAUUUUACGUUGGUUACUUUAGAUGUAGUGAGCCUCUUUACAAAGAUUCCCAAUGAUGUAGGCGUCUUGUAUAUGCAGCGAUUUUUACAAUCUAAGUCUGACUUUAUUGAUAAGAAGGUGGAGUUAAUUUGUCUGUUUAUGGAGACUAUUUUGUAUAACAAUGUGUUUAUGUUUGGAGAUUCCGUUUACUCACAGAAGGAUGGCGUAGCAAUGGGCACUCCUUGUGCCAAAAGCUACACCAAUGUAGUUGUAGCACAAUGGGAGGAGACUUUUUUGUUUAAAUCACAGCUUUUCAAGGAGGGUGUCGGUUUCUAUAAGAGAUUUGUAGAUGACCUCUUUUUGAUUUGGCUUGGUGAUGUGGAUGGAUUGUUGUUGUUUUUUGAAGAAAUUAAUGCUUCAACUGAUUUUUUGAAAUUGACAUCCAAUUUUUCGAAGGAAUGUGACUGCAUAAGAUGCCCAGAAGAUUUCUGGCCAAAUACUGCAAAAGAUUUCUGUAUUACAAAACACAUCGAGUUUCUUUCGUAUGAAGAUUCCCUGGGUACAGCCCUGGUAACAUUUUCUGUUGUCUUCUCCCUGAUACCAAUUGCAGUGUUUUGUAUCUUUCUGAAAUAUCGUAACACUCCUGUUGUGAGAGCCAAUAACCGUGAAGUCAGCUACUUUCUCUUGUUAACACUACAGCUAUGUUUGCUAACUCCACUCAUAUUUAUUGGUCGUCCAAAGAAUGAGACUUGUGUUUUCAGACAGCCAGCUUUUGGCAUUUUCUUUUCUAUCUGUGUCUCUUCUAUUCUGGCAAAAACAAUCACGGUAGUUAUUGCCUUUAAUGCUACAAAACCAGGAAGUCGUUUGAGAAACUAUAUUGGGCCAAAGAUGUCAUUUGCUACUAUCUUUUGUUGUUCUGUCAUUCAGUGUUGUAUUUGUGUUGUAUGGUUAUCAGUUUCUCCACCAUUUUCAGAGUCUGACAAGAGCUAUCCUGGGAAGAUAGUCAUUCAGUGUAAUGAAGGCUCACUUCUCAUGUUCUACCUAAUGCUGGCAUAUUUAGGCAUUCUUGCAACUGUAAGCCUUGUAACUGCCUUUCUUGCCAGGAACCUUCCAGAUAGCUUCAAUGAGACCAGAUUUAUCACAUUUAGCAUGAUUGUUUUUAUAAGUGUUUGGCUGUCAUUCAUACCUGCUUACAUCAGCACAAAGGGGAAAUAUAUGGUCGCUGUGGAGAUUUUUGCAAUAUUCUCAUCAAGCGUUGGAUUAUUAAUUUGCAUAUUUUUACCCAAAUGCUAUAUUAUUUUAAUGAGACCAGACAUGAAUGCUAAAGGACACAUUACAAGGCAGUAA